This is a messenger RNA of Trachymyrmex cornetzi, 714 nucleotides long. RefSeq lists its product as uncharacterized. The record is from RefSeq and is a predicted model, not a curated record. The transcript is spliced from 3 exons. Lineage: Eukaryota; Metazoa; Arthropoda; Insecta; Hymenoptera; Formicidae. The coding region runs from base 1 to 714 and encodes 237 amino acids.
AUGUGGGUGAAGCCUUGGGUUGGUAGACGAAAGGAACAAGGUAUACACCAUAACUUAUUCACAGAGCUUUGGUUAGAAGACCAAGAUAAGUUUCGAAGAUGUCUUCGAAUGGAUACAGCUACUUUUGAAAAAUUACUCAAUAAAGUUACACCUUUAAUAAUAAAGCAAGAUACGCAUUUAAGAAAAAGUAUUCCACCUGCUGAAAGAUUAUCUCUUACUUUAAGGCACUUAGCCACUGGUCAAAGCACUGUAUCAAAAAUAAUUAGAGAAGUGUUCCAGGCAUUGAUUGCUGCACUUAAAGACGAAUUUCUAAGAUUUCCAUCCAAUGAACUAGAAUGGAAAGUAAUAGCUCAAGAGUUUGAAAAUAAGUGGAAUUUUCCUAAUUGCAUUGGCGGAAUAGAUGGGGAACAUGUGAGAAUUGAUCCUCCUUUACAAUCAGGAUCCUAUUAUUUUAAUUACAAAGGCACAUUUAGUAUAGUUCUUAUGGCUGUUGUGGAUGCAAAUUUAAGAUUCAUAUAUGUUGAUAUUGGCACUAAUGGUCGUAUCAGUGACUCUGGAAUGUGGAGUAAAUGCUCUUUAAAAGCUCAUCUAGAUUCAGGCCAAUUCAGAAUACCUGCAGCAUCACCUCUUCCUGGCACUGACAAGGGAAGUGGCCAAAGUGAUAAUCGCGACUUGAUACAAAAUAUAUAUCGUUGGAAUGGUCUUGCCGAGUAA